Molecule: messenger RNA, 4329 nt
Organism: Orycteropus afer afer
Lineage: Eukaryota; Metazoa; Chordata; Mammalia; Tubulidentata; Orycteropodidae
Source: RefSeq, a predicted model, not a curated record
AUGACAACAGAACUGCUGGCAACACCAAACAGCCCAGACACUACCCUUGGAUCCUCAGCAGACACAGCACAAUCCAUAGAAAGCACAGUUCCUCAAGUCACCUCUCUUGUCAUCUCAACAUCAGGGGGCCCUAGAGGACAACCAGUAUCCCUUUCUGUCAGUACCUCCUCUGAUGGAACAUCAGCCGUUGUGAAAACCCACCUGACUCAGAGCAUAGAGACCAUGGGACAACUGCACACAAGCACACCAGCCUCUCCAGGGAAAGACACCACAUUGGAGGGCACAACUACCUCCUCUUCAUCCACCACAAGCAGCCAAGCAGCUUCAGGAAGUACUUCCCCAGAAACAGCCUCUACAGGUAAGGUCACAGGCUUCUCACCAACUCCCUCCAGUGACAGCCACACACCUCAGUCAACAACUGAGUGGUUGUCCACUCUAGCCAGUCUUGUCACUAACCCGGAAAACAUGGAAAAUGUGUCCAUUCUUCUCACCAGAGCCAUUGGGCCCACCAUCUCUGAAGGGUCAGCAAUAGGGGAGACAGUGGGACAGUCAACCCCAGACUCUCCCAGCACUUCUCAGGAAACAUCAGCCAUUUCCCAGAUGGCUCAGACUACAAGUACAGUAACCACCAGAGGAUCUGAAACUCUCACCUCAGUCUCUCAGGUGACUGACACCUUCUCAACAGUCACAUCUCCACCUCCUUCUUCAACAAUAAAUGGACACACGUCUCCACAAUCCAUGGUCCACACUUUACCACCUUCAGGUACCAGCACCUCAUUGAUAUCAACCCCAGUCAGCAACAGACACAGAAUUCAGAUAGCAACUCAAACCUUGUCACUCAGGGCAACUGAAGGGACAACUGUGCUCAGUUCCACCACCCUGAGAAUGAUGACAACCUCACUAAGGACAAACAGUGAGAGAAGCACAACAAUGUCACUUUCAACAACAUCCUUCCAGACUCUUACAGCCUCCACUCCCAGCACAUCCACAGUCACCCACUCAACAAUUCCUCCCAUCCCUAUCAAGCCUGAUAAAGGUGUUUCCCUCUUCCCCUAUGGGUUCAGAUUUGGAGACCAGGAGCUUGUUGAGAGAACUGUGGACUUUACCUCACCACUCUUCAAGCCCGAGAUUGGGUUCCCCUUUGGCUCCUCUCUCCGGGAUUCCCUCUACUUCACAGAUAAUGGCCAGAUCAUUUUCCCCGAAUCUGACAACCAGAUUUUCUCCUACCCCAAUCCACCCCAUAGAGGCUUCACAGGCUGGGACCCUCUGGCCCUGGUGGCUCCAUUUUGGGAUGAUGCUGAUUUCUCCGGCCACAGAGGAACCAUAUUUUACCAGGAAUAUAAGACAUUCUAUGAUGAACACUACCCACUAGUCCGGCAAGUGGAGUCUCGGAUUGAAAAGUUUGCAAACGCCUGGUACUACAAAGCCAGGUGGACCCUAAAGAUCACCUGGGUCAAUGUCCCUGCCUAUCCCGCCCGCUGGACCUUUGGGACCAACACCUACCAGGCCAUCCUCACCACGGAUGGGAGCAGAUCCUAUGCCUUGUUUCUCUACCAAAGCGGUGGCAUGAAGUGGGAUGCUACCCAGCGCCCAGGCAACUCUGUCUUCAUGGGCUUCUCCAGUGGAGAUGGGUAUUUCCAAAACAGCCCACUGACAUUCCGGCCAGUGUGGGAGAAGUAUCGUCCAGACCAAUUCUUGAAUUUCAACUCAGAUCUUCAGGGACUGCAGAUCUACAUGCUACACAGAGAAGAAAGGCCCAACUACCGUCUCAAGUGCCUGCAGUGGUUGAAGAGACAGUCUUACUGGCCCAACCGGGGCUGGAACCAGAUCUCCUGUCCUUGUUCCUGGCAGCAAGGAAGAUGGGACUUAAGAUUCCAGCACAUCAACAUAGGCUGGUGGGGCCGAGGCAACAGGCAACUGUGCAGUUUCUCCUCCUGGCAAGGGGGCAUAUGCUGCAGUUAUGGAUCCUGGGGAGAGCUUCGCGAAGGCUGGAGAGUGCGGAGUCCCUGGCAGUUUGACCAGGAACUAGAGCCAUAUAACUGGUGUUGCCGCUGGAAUGACAAACCCCACUUUUGCAUCCUGUACCAGCAAAGGGAGCCCCGUGUCAGCUGUGCUGGAUACAGACCCCCAAGACCAGCCUGGAUGUUUGGAGAUCCUCAUAUCAUCACCUUGGAUGGUGCCAAUUACACCUUCAAUGGGCUGGGGGACUUCCUGCUGGUCCGGGCCUGGGAUGGAAACUCCUCCUUCCUGUUGCAGGGCCGCACUGCCCAGACUGGCACAGCCCAGGCCACCAACUUCAUUGCCUUUGCUGCUCAGUACAAAUCCAGCAGCUUGGAGCCUAUCACCGUUCAAUGGCUCCUUGAGAAAAAUGACAAAAUCCAAGUUCAGCUCAAUAACAAGACUGUGGCAUUUGAAGACAACCAUAAAGAUGCAAAAGGCCAGGAGAUAUUUAACACCACUGGACUCAUACUGACCCGCAACGGUUCUAUGGUCUCAGCCAACUUUGAUGGGACAGUGACCAUCUCAGUGAUAGCUCUCUCCAACAUUCUCCAUGCCUCCUCUAGCCUUCCAGAGGAGUAUCAAAACCACACAGAGGGCCUCCUGGGGGUCUGGAAUGACAAUCCAAAUGAUGACUUCAAGAUGCCCAAUGACUCCACUAUUCCCCAAGACAGCUCUGAGGAGAUGAUUUUUCACUAUGCAAUGACCUGGAAAAUCAAUGGAACAAGUCUCUUUGGCAAGAGGAAUGACCAGCUGCCUUCCAACUUCACCCCUGUCUUCUUUAACCAACUGAGAAACACCUCCUUGGAUCAAAAUUUGACUUCCAAGUGUAAUAAAGAUGUACAAUGCAUCUUUGAUGCUCUGGCCACGCGGGACAUAAACACUGGACUGCACACCAGGAUGAUUUUUGGAAGUUUCCAGGCAAUCAAUGCCACCCUCAAUCAGUAUCCACCCUCUAUUAAAGGUGAUCAUGAGAUUAAAGCCUACAAGGGGCAGACCAAGCAGUUUCAAUACACCAGCAACUCUGAGAGUGUCACAUUCUCUCUCAGAAACAACUCUACUGACUUCACACUCUUUGAGAAUGGAACAUUGCUGUGGAUACCAAAGUCACUGGAACCAUUCACUCUGGAGAUUCUAGCAAGAAAUAUCAAGAAUGGCUUGUCAUCUGAACUCCAGCCCAAUAUUGUGGCCUGCUUUUGCAGUGCAGAGAGCCAGUGUUUAUACAACCAGACCAGCCGGGCUGGCAAUUCUUCCCUCAAGGUGGCUGGCUGCAAGUGUGAUGGGGACACCUUUGGUCACUACUGUGAACGCUCCAGAGACCCCUGUGAGCAAUGCUUCCCGAAUGUAAACUGCACUCCAGAGAAGGGUUGCGAGGCCUGCCCUCCACACAUGACUGGGGAUGGGCGUCACUGUGCAGUUCUAGAGAACUUGUUCCUCUGUCAGAACAAGUCCUGCCCUGUAAAUUACUGCUACAACCAUGGCCACUGCUACAUCUCCCAGACUCCAGACUGCCAGCCCACCUGCACAUGCCCCCCAGCCUUCACUGACACCCGUUGCUUCCUGGCUGGGAACAAUUUCACCCCCUCCAUCAGUCCAGAGCUUCCCUUAAGAACCAUCCUGCUCUUGCUCAGUGAAGAAGAAAAUGCCUCCAUUGCAGAGGUCAACGCCUCGGUGGCGUACAGACUGGGGACACUGGAUGUGCGGGCCUUUUUCAGGAAUAGUCUGGUGGAACAAAGUAAUUCCACAACCUCAGCCUCCGGAAACUCCCUUCACCACUGGAGGGUCAUCUCUGAGUUCCAGUACCGCCCUGGGGGCCCUGUCAUUGACUUCCUGAACAACCGGCUGCUGGACGCUGUAGUGCAGGCCUUCUUACCCCAGGCCUUCCAGAGGAGGUCGAGGAGGAGUGAGGAGCCCAGGCACAACGUGAUCUUCCAUCCCAUCUCCAGAGAAGAUGUGCACAACCUGAAGAAUCUGAACGUGAGCAUGCUGGAGCCUUACUUCAAAUGCAAUGGCUACAAGGGCUACCGCCUGGUCUUCAGCCCCCAGAAUGGCUUCACGUGUGUGUCCCCGUGCAGUGAGGGCUAUUGUGAGCAUGGAGGCCACUGCCAACACCUGCCCAAAGGACCCCACUGCAGCUGUGCACCUUUCUCCAUCUACGCUCCCUGGGGCGAGCGCUGUGAGCUCCUAAGCAUGAAACUCGGGGCGUUCUUCGGGAUCCUCUUUGGGGCUUUGGGCGCCCUCCUGCUACUGGGAGUCGCGGAGUUUGUGGUCCUGCGCUUCUGGAACUGCUCCAGGACCUGGGACUCCUAUCCCCUGGACUCGGAGAGCUGA